Melanotaenia boesemani (Boeseman's rainbowfish) is the source of this 1288-nucleotide messenger RNA. It is a transcript of the gene ifng1, whose product is annotated as interferon gamma 1. The coding region runs from base 115 to 753 and encodes 212 amino acids. The transcript is spliced from 4 exons. Gene Ontology annotation, biological process: immune response. Gene Ontology annotation, molecular function: type II interferon receptor binding. Gene Ontology annotation, cellular component: extracellular region. NCBI's taxonomy places the organism in Eukaryota, Metazoa, Chordata, Actinopteri, Atheriniformes, Melanotaeniidae. The record is from RefSeq and is a predicted model, not a curated record.
ACAAGAGCUGCCACACAGGUUUUUGCUCAGCCCGUCUCCUUUCUCAGCAUCCAUCCAUCAAGGAUCGAGAACUAGACCUCAUUUCGGAUCUGGACUGAGGUGGAAAUUAAAAGAAUGACUCAAAAAGACUGCAGGGGAACUACAUGUGGUGUUACAAAGGUUAAGAAGACGGUGGUCUGCUUGUUGCUAUGGAUGUCUUUGCAUCUGAUCAGUGGCUCAUAUGUCCCUCAAGAGAUGAAGAGCGCCAUCCAGAAUAUCAAGCAGUUUUAUAAAGUUUCGGACAGCGACAUAUAUAACAACCAGCCUGUCAUCUCCAGAGAAGUACUGAAGAGCAGCAAUGCUGAGAGAAAGAUGGUGUACAUGGUCGGUAUUUUGGAGACGUAUGAGAAGCUGAUUGGACGCAUGUUAAAGCAGUUGCCCACUCCGAGUCCCCCCAUAGCUGGAAGCAACACUUCGGGUUCAGCCAGCAGCACAGGGUCAGAGGCCGCAUCAGAUAUAAGGCAGAAGCUGAAUGACAUUCUGGAAAAAGUCCAGAACGUAAAGACGACAUAUUAUCAGGAGCAGGAAAAGCUUCUGAAAGGAUUGCAGGAGCUGAAACACAUUCAGGUGGACAAUGUUAAGGUCCAGAACAAAGCAUUGGUGGAGCUACUAGUGCUGUACCAGGAGGCGAGCUCCCUGCCUGACAGCAUCGAGAAGAGGAGGAAGAGGCGGUGGCAGCGGCAGGUGAAGGCCAAAACUAACCGGAGAGGCUAAUACAAGAACAGUGACAGCAAUAAAACUGACAAGGACCAUUAAUGACAAACAAUAAUCAGUGUGCCGAUUUUAUAGUUUUUAUAAUUGAAAAUGAUUUAUAGAACUCAACAUAUCUUCUGUAGCCAUUGAUUUGAAUUGUGUGAAGGGGAGCACAUUUUUUAUGAUGAUGAUGAUGAUGAUGAGCUGUAAUGCUUUCCUAAAAUCUCAUUAAGCGCCAACACUCAACUGAUGUUUGAAAAGAUGCUUUUAGUGUGAUGAUAUUUGGUGUCAACAUGAACCCUCAGUCGCUGUAGUGCCUAAAAGACCUAAUGAUUAUGUUUACAGUACAACGUACACCUGUGGCACGUACACCAAAGUACUUACUAAAGUACUUUCUGUCCUCUGAAGUUCUUCUCUGGAGGACUACAUGUAUCUAAAAUUUAGCUUUUACUGUCAUGUUUUAGUUUAUCAUAUUUAUUAGUAAUUUAAGUUUAUUUAAGAUUAAAUUAUGCUGUUAUGACUGAUGUUGAUAAUUUAUUGAAUAUUUAAUUACUGC